This is a messenger RNA of Fukomys damarensis (Damara mole-rat), 3951 nucleotides long. RefSeq names its product desmoglein 1 (gene Dsg1). The coding region runs from base 76 to 3540 and encodes 1154 amino acids. Gene Ontology annotation, cellular component: plasma membrane; desmosome. Gene Ontology annotation, molecular function: calcium ion binding; gamma-catenin binding. NCBI's taxonomy places the organism in Eukaryota, Metazoa, Chordata, Mammalia, Rodentia, Bathyergidae. The record is from RefSeq and is a predicted model, not a curated record. Gene Ontology annotation, biological process: homophilic cell-cell adhesion. The transcript is spliced from 16 exons.
GAACAAGAACCACUGGUGUGUGCAGGGAGAUGCACAUAGUAACCAGUGCUGAGAACAGAGACAGGAUGUGGGUGCAUGGAGGCCAGACAAAAGCAGCUGCAUGGAGGGCGUGUGGAGGAAACAGCUGAGAUGAGAGCGUGGAGCGUGGGCUCGUGUUGCCGGUGCCUUAAAGUAUAUGAAUUCAGAGGUCUCAGGAAAGAGGAGCAGCAAGGAGACAGAAAAAGCCAUCAGAGUCCACUGAGACGAGAGGAUUCCACAAAGAUACCAGCUGAGUGGGAGAAAGAAAAAGAACAGAGAACAAACGAAGCUCCCUUGGUCUUGGAUGUGAGGGACGCCGCGGCGGCGAUGGACUGGCCACCCUUCACAGCAGCUGCCCUGCUCCUCUGCCUGGUUGUGGCUGAAGUUAACAGUGAAUUUCAAAUCCAGGUAAGAGAUUACAAUGCUAAAAAUGGCACCAUCAAGUGGCAUUCAAGCAGAAGACAAAAACGUGAGUGGAUAAAGUACGCUGCAGCCUGUCGUGAAGGCGAAGACAACUCUAAGAGAAAUCCAAUUGCCAAAAUUCAUUCAGAUUGCGCUGCAAACCAGCAAGUCACCUACCGCAUCUCUGGAGUAGGAAUUGACCAGCCGCCUUACGGAAUCUUUGUUAUUAAUCAAAAAACUGGCGAAAUUAAUAUAACAUCUAUAGUUGAUCGAGAGGUCACUCCUUACUUUAUUAUCGUUUGCCGGGCUCUGAAUUUACAAGGUCAAGAUUUAGAGAGGCCUCUUGAGCUCAGAGUCAGGGUUUUGGAUAUAAACGACAACCCUCCAGUGUUCUCCAUGACUACAUUUAUAGGACAAAUAGAAGAAAAUUCUAAUGCAAAUACCUUGGUGAUGAAACUCAAUGCUACUGAUGCAGAUGAACCAAACAACCUGAAUUCAAAAAUCGCCUUCAAGAUUAUAAGACAGGAACCCUCUGAUUCUCCAAUGUUCAUCAUCAACCGAUAUACUGGAGAAAUUCGAACGAUGAACAACUUUCUAGACAGAGAGCAAUAUGGCCAGUAUUCUCUUGCUGUAAAAGGCUCAGACCGAGAUGGUGGGGCAGAUGGCAUGUCAGCAGAGUGUGAGUGCAACAUUAAAAUCCUUGAUGUCAACGAUAACAUCCCCUACCUGGAGCAUUCUUCAUACAACAUAGAAAUUGCAGAAAAUGCUCUGCAUUCAGACUUGGCCCAGAUUAGAGUCAUUGAUUUGGAUGAAGAGUACACAGACAACUGGGUGGCAGUGAUUUUCUUCAUCUCCGGAAAUGAGGGAAAUUGGUUUGAAAUAGAAAUGAAUGAAAAAACGAAUGUAGGAAUUCUGAAAGUUGUCAAGCCCCUAGAUUACGAGGAGACAAAGAAUCUGCAACUCAGUAUUGGUGUUAGAAAUAAAGCUGAAUUUCAUCAUUCAAUUAUGUCUCAAUAUAAACUCACGGCUACUGUAGUCUCUGUGACUGUGACAAAUGUAGUGGAAGGCUCAGUGUUUCGCCCAGGUACAAAGACAUACGUGGUAACAAGUAACAUGGAAGCAAAUUCUAAAGUGGGAGAGUUUGUCGCUAUUGACAUGGACACAGGCUUACCUUCAACAACUGUUAGAUAUGUAAUGGGAAGUAAUCCAGCUGACCUGCUAGUCGUUGACUCAAAAACAGGCAUACUCACUUUAAGAAAUCAAGUUACCAUGGAACAGUAUCAAAUGCUUAACAAAAGAUACCAAGGAACAAUUUUAUCUAUAGAUGAUUCUCUUCAUAGAACUUGCACUGGUACAAUUAUCAUUGACCUUGAUGGUUCUGGCUGGAAAACAGAGGGUACAAGCACUGUUUCAGUACAAACUACCAAAGAGAAUGGUGAAGAGACCACUUUCACCGAACCAGGUGGAGAAACUUCCUCCCGUGGCCCCUAUGUCAUCACCGAUGAAAAUGGCGGGGGGACGAAUGGUGAAAGGGAGCCAUAUCAGAGACCAGGAGAUAACGUGCACUUCGGCCCUGCGGGCAUUGGACUGCUCAUCAUGGGAUUCCUAGUCCUGGGACUGGUCCCAUUCCUGUUGAUCUGUUGUGAUUGUGGAGGUGCCCCUGGGGGCGGCGCUGGCUUUGAGCCUGUCCCUGAGUGUUCCGAUGGAGUGAUUCAUCCCUGGGCAGCGGAAGGACCGCAGCCUGCACCCGGUGAUUUGACCACUAUCUGUGUACCACAAAUACCCCCCGGGGGUGGGGUGACCAUGAUGGAAUGCAUCGACAACUCAGGUGUUUAUACAAAUGACUAUUAUGGCAGAGAAAUGCAAGACCUGGGAGGAGGAGAAAGAACGACAGGAUUUGAACUCAUGGAGGGAGUUAAAGCACCAGCUGCACCUGACAUAUGCCAAGAAUAUUCUGGAACAUUAAGAAGAAACUCUAUGAGGGAAUGCAGAGAGGGUCUGAAUAUGAAUUUCAUGGAAAACUACUUCUGUCAGAAAGCAUAUGCUUAUGAUGAAGAGGAUGAAGGACAACCAUCCAAUGACUGUUUGCUCAUCUAUGACAAUGAAAGUAUAGCUUCCCCUGCUGGCUCUGUAGGUUGUUGUAGUUUUAUUGGUGAAGACUUGGAUGAAAGCUUCUUGGAGACUCUUGGGCCUAAAUUUAAGAAGUUGGCAGAUAUCAGCCUGGGAAUAGAUACCGAAUAUUAUCCAGACCCUGAUCCCUCUUGGCCUCCUCGGAACACUGAACCAGUCUGCCCUCAGCAGACAACAGGGCUAGUGGCUAGUGGACACCCGACAGUCUCCCAUCAUGUUGGUGCUACCACAGUAAUUUCUGAGAAUACCUAUCCCUCGGGACCUAGUGUACAUCAUCCUAUGCCUAUCUCCGACCCUCUGGGCUACGGAAAUGUCACUGUGACCGAGUCCUACACCACCUCUGGCACUCUGAAGCCCUCUGUACACCUUCAUGAUAACCUGCAUGGGCCCAAUGUGGUGGUGACAGAGAGGGUGGUGGGUCCCAUCUCGGGUGCUGAUUUGCAUGGAAUGUUAGAGAUGCCUGACCUGAGAGAUGGGUCAAAUGUUAUAGUGACAGAAAGAGUCAUAGCGCCAGGUUCAAGUCUACCCACCUCCCUGACUAUCCCUACUCCUAUAGAGUCUUCAAAUGUGGUAGUGACAGAAAGAGUAAUCCAACCAACUUCUGGUAUGAUGGGCAGUCUAAGCAUGCACCCGGAUUUAUCGAAUGCCCACAAUGUGGUUGUGACGGAGAGGGUUGUUUCCGGGGCUGGCAUUAGUGGAAUUAGCGGUGCGGCUGGGAUCAGUGGUGCUGUAGGCAGCAGUGGCCUGGUUAGUACCAACAUGGGUGUCAGUGGCAGCGGCCUGAGUGGACCUGGAGUAGGGGGUGGUGGCAUAGGGCUGGGCAGCCUGGGUGGAGGUGGGGGCCUGAGUGGCAGCAUGGCAGGGACAGCCACCAUCAGCCAUGUGAGGAAUUCCUCUGACCAUCACUUUACCCAGACCCUGGGAUCUGCCUCGCCUAGCACAACUCGAAGUCGAAUCACAAAGUACAGUACGGUACAAUAUACCAAGUAGUUAGUAUCCCAGAGCACUUGCUCAUGGGAAUUAUGGCUUAGAUUCAAUUCCCACCAUCCAAAAUGUAAUAAUGAGACUUAGGAUGCACAGCUAGGGACUAAGAGCUCCACUUGGCUGUGAGAAACCACAAGGAGAAAAAUAAAUGGAAACAUUGCCAUGGGGGAGAGAGAGUUCUGUACAUUUGUAAACUGCUUCCUUAUAUUAAUAUUAAUAUUAAUGACCUCAUGACAGUGGACAAACACUUGAGGCAAGACUUCUUUGUGCCUGUGUGGCCGUUAGGGUCUUCUUUGUAUCUAUGUGGCCUGUAAUUUAUAGCCAGCAUGUGGAGUAAGUAAAAUGUGGUCAUGAAAAAGUACUGCCCUUACCAUGGCAAUUUGCAUCACUUUCCUGUAAUUUGCCAUGUAAUUCAGG